Cyprinus carpio (common carp) is the source of this 1995-nucleotide messenger RNA. RefSeq names its product proline-serine-threonine phosphatase-interacting protein 2-like. Gene Ontology annotation, biological process: actin filament polymerization. Gene Ontology annotation, cellular component: actin filament; cytoplasm; plasma membrane. Gene Ontology annotation, molecular function: actin filament binding. The record is from RefSeq and is a predicted model, not a curated record. NCBI's taxonomy places the organism in Eukaryota, Metazoa, Chordata, Actinopteri, Cypriniformes, Cyprinidae.
AGGUCGCUCACUAGAUGGUGGGAAAGUCCACUAAAAGCUUGCGGGUCCGUUUUCUGUUCAACGGCAACUUUCGCUCUCUGGACAGGCGUGUAAGACGCGCGUUUAGGACCCUGAGGCGUGUUAUUUCAACGCUCGGUGUGCACAUCAUCACGCAUUAUUACAGCCUGAUACGGAACCUCACAGUCACUUUCUGAGUGAGCAAACAGCAGCUGACACAAUGAGAGAACUGCAUUUCAAGGAUAAUUUUUGGAACACGGAUGUCACCAGCACAGCUGGAUAUGACAGCAUCAUCCAGCACUUGAAUGACGGCAAGAGGACGUGCAAAGAAAUCGAGGACUUCAUGAAGGCCAGAGCUGUGAUAGAAGAAAAGUAUGGCAAGGAGCUUCUGGCUUUGUCCAAAAAAGUGUGUGGAAGCAGUGAAAUGAACACCCUGAAACGAUCGCUUGACGUUUUCAAAUUACAAACAGAAAAUGUGAGUUUGUCCCAUCUGCAUUUGGCCCAAACCAUGAGGGAGGAAGCAAAAAAAUUAGAAGACUUCAGAGAGAAACAGAAAGAGACCCGAAAGAAGGUAGAACAGCAAAUGGAUGUUCUUCAUAAGCAGAAGGCCGCUCAAUAUAAGAAAACGACUGAGGCGAAGAAGACUUAUGAGCAAAAGUGUCGAGAUAAAGAGGAAGCAGAACAGAAUAUGAACAGAAACGCUACCACUAGCAGUUCCAAGCAGCAAGAAAAGCUGUAUGCCAAAACACAGCAAGCCAAGCAGACGGCAGAAGAAGCUGACAGGGUGUAUAGUCAGAAUGUGUCCUUGUUGGGCAAGAUGAGAGAGGAGUGGCUGAACGAGCAUGUCAAAGCCUGUGAGUUUUUUGAGAAACAGGAAAUGGAGAGGAUCAACACCCUGAGAAACGGCGUGUGGACCCAUCUCAACCAUCUCUCCCAGCAGUGUGUCACCAGUGAUGAGCUCUAUGAGGACGUGAGGAAGUCACUGGAGCAAUGUAACAUUCAAGAAGACAUUGAGCAUUUCAUCAACCUCAGAAGAACCGGAGACAAACCACCAGCACCUGUUCCAUAUGAAAACUUCUACAACAAUCAUAGAUCGGCUCCCACUCGUUCACUUCCCACAGUUGGCAGGAGAGCAGCAGCACCUCCACCACCAACUGCAGGAAAUGAUCCUUUAUACUCAACCGCAGCAGAGCCUGGUUACAGCCUAAUACGAUACUAAUAAGAUCGUGACUCGUCUUUGCAAGCCCUUCUGCUGCUCAAUAGGAAUAUAGUGAAGGCAUUAGUGACCUUUUUUUGCCAGCUUCCUCAUACCAUGUGGUGAGAACAUAUUGUUGCCUGACAUGAAGAGUGUCCUUGUCUUUUAAUAAAAAAACAUUGUUGUGAUGAGCUUGGCGGGGCCGAGAGCUGUGGGAACGGAGCAAGGCUGGUGAUGCUCAUUAUCGCUCCGUUUCCACGGCUCUCGGCCCCGCGCCACUCGUCACAAUCAUUAACUUGCAAACCUAAAAACCACCCUUGCAAACACAGUGAGCUUUGACACUGUUGCAUAGUCAUAAAAGUCAAAUCCUGAAGUUCUCACUACACUGAUGACAUCAACAGAAAAACGUUGUAUAAAUAUUUGUAUUUUAUUUACUGUAAAAAAAAGUUUGACUUAUAUAGAUUAAGAAAUUUAAAGGUGAAAUGUACAAUUUUGCACCACUAGUGGCACCAAAGGAAUGUGUUAGAGCAGCUUGAUUGGGCACAACCAAUGAGUAGAGUUUGGGGGCGGGGCUACCCAUUUGGCCAACCAAUGUAAAAUAGAAGAGGAAUAUAAAUAUAAAAUUUUUUUUGUCAUAAUAUUUUAAAUUCUGUUUGGUGCAGCUAGUUGUGUAGAAAUGACACGUUUCACUUUAUAAAGGCCACAAAAAUCUAAUUUAUUUCUGUUGUAAAAUUCUGCACACUGUCAAUAUACAGUCCUGCAUCACUGGAUAUAUUGCUUCAAUAAAUGUAUAUACGAUUUGA